Pyricularia grisea is the source of this 3327-nucleotide messenger RNA. RefSeq lists its product as uncharacterized. The coding region runs from base 1 to 3327 and encodes 1108 amino acids. The transcript has a single exon. NCBI's taxonomy places the organism in Eukaryota, Fungi, Ascomycota, Sordariomycetes, Magnaporthales, Pyriculariaceae. The record is from RefSeq and is a predicted model, not a curated record.
AUGUCUCCCGCACUCACAAUCCCCUACGGCAAACGCCUAAUCCCACAGGUCCUGGACGAUUUGGCCAGGACCACACCGGACAAAGAGAUGUUCUCCAUGCCGCGGUCCGGCAAUGCCGAGGACGGGUGGAAGAAGUUGUCCUACGGGCAGGUGGCAGGCGCCGUGGACCGCGUGGCUGGCUACCUGUUGGAACAAAAGGAAGAUAUCCUGUCGAGGUGCGCAAGCAGCAACAGCGACGGCAACAUCCAGACCAACGGCCCCGGCGACUCGAGAGCACAAGACCAGUUCCCGACGCUCGCAUACCUCGGCCAAAGCGACGCCCGGUACAUCAUCUUCGCCGUGGCCUGCGUCAAGGCCGGCAUGAAGGCGCUCUUCAUCUCGCCGCGAAACCCAAAGGAGGCCCAGCUGAACCUCUUUAAUAAGACCAACUGCAAUGUAAUAUUCUACGACCAAGAAUACGAGGACACGGUGCAGCUGUGGCUGGACGAGCGCCCCACCAUGAAGGGCGUCAGGGCACAAUCGGUAGAGGAGUGGAUAGACGGCUGGGGGGAAGGUAAAGGCAAGAAGCCGCCGCACGUACCGUACACAAAGACGUUCGAGGAGGCGGAAUAUGACUCCUUCAUGGUCAUGCACACCAGCGGCAGCACCGGGUUCCCUAAGCCCGUCUUUGUGCGCGUCGGCAUGCUGGCAGUGGCCGACUCCUUCCACAACGCGCAGGAAUUCAUGGGGAGCCCCACGAUCUUCAACGUGUCCAUGUCGGCCCGCCGAAUGUUCAACCCGAUGCCGCUGUUCCACGCCGCUGGGUUGUACGUAAGCAUGCUGAGGGCCAUCUACUUUGCCCUCCCCGUGGUGCUUGGCAUCACUUCGCGGCCCGUGACGCCGCAGUCUGUCAUCGAUGCUGUUCACUAUUCCGACUUCGACAUGGCCAUACUCCCACCCGCUAUCCUGGAAGAGAUGGCCUACAUCCCCGAGGCGGUCGACGCGCUCCGCCGACUCGACUACGUCCUCUUUGGCGGCGGGCCCCUGAACCCCGAGGCCGGCGACCGGCUCUCGGUGCGUGAGGGCAUCAGGCUGCUUAACAUGAUCGGCUACACCGAGGCGGCGCCGCUGACCUACCACUUGCAAAGGGACCCCAAGCUCUGGCAGUGGUACAUUGUAGACUCGGAGAGCAUGGGGAACAAGUGGGUUCCGUUCGGGGACCCGACCGACGAGGGCGAGGUGUAUGAGCACAUCAUCAAGCGCAAGGACAAGAACGACCCUCCAGGAUCCCAGGGCAUCUUCUACACGUUCCCGGACCUGCAAGAGUACCGAACCAAGGACCUGUACAUUAAGCACCCGACGCUUCCGAACCACUGGAAGUACCACGGCCGCGCCGACGAUGUCAUCGUCUUCUCCAACGGCGAGAAGCUCAACCCCGUCUCCAUCGAGGAGAUCGUCGCCAGUCACCCAGACAUCAGGUCCGCCCUGGUUGUCGGCGCCGGCAGGUUCCAACCCGCCCUGAUCGUCGAGCCAGUGUCGCCCGAGCUCUCACCCAAGAACGAUGAGGAGGCCGACAGGUUCAUCGAGCGUAUCUGGCCGGUCGUCGAGCAGGCCAACCGCGUGUCGGUCGCCCACGGCCGCAUCGCCAAGGAACUGAUCAUGGUCGCGAGCCCGCACAAGCCCUUCCCCCGGGCCGGCAAGGGCACGGUGCAGCGCCCCGGGGCCGUGAAGCUCUACAAGAUUGAGACGGAUGCGCUGUACGAAAAGGCCGGCAAGGAGACGGACGGUGCAGCCGACUCCAUCCCCAUCGACGUCUCCUCCAAGGCUAAGCUGGCCGAGUCCAUUCGAGACCUGUUCGAGCAGCUCGGUGAGAUGAACAACAAGGGCAAGAAGCUCGCACUGGACAGGGACUUUUUCACGGCAGGCGUCGACUCCCUGCAGGUCCUCAAUGCGGUGCGCAUGAUCGGCCGCGGUUUUCAGGCCGCUGGUUUGCCCAAGCCGAACCCGUCGGUCCUCGCCCCGCGCUUCAUCUACGCCCACCCAACCGCGGAGAAGUUAGCGUCGUAUCUCUUUGACUCGGUCAUCCACGGGCAAGAGAACGGCCACGCCAACGGCCACACAAACGGCCACACAAACGGCAGCGGCCCAUCCCAUGAUAUCGAAGUCAUGAAGGCACAGAUUGAAAAAUACACGAGAGGUCUGCCGACCGACCCAACCCUGCAGAAAAACAAACCCGCGCCGGCCACGAACGACCAGACUGUCAUCCUCACGGGUUCGACCGGCGCGCUGGGAUCCUACAUGCUCGACAUACUGCAGUCGUCCCCCUCCGUGAGCAAGAUCAUCUGCCUGAACCGAGGCGACGACAGCGCAGCCCGGCAGAAAAAGGCCAACACCGAGCGCGGGCUGGCGACCUCGUUCCCCAAGGUCGAGUUUUACAACGCGGACCUGUCCCGGCCCGACCUGGGGCUGGACGCAGAUGUCUACAACAGACUGCUGCAAAAGGUCGACCGCAUCGUGCACAACGCCUGGCCCGUCAACUUCAACAUGUCUAUCGAGACUUUUGAGCCGCACGUGGCUUCGGCGCGCAAUUUUGUCGACUUCUGCCUCAAGGCCGCCAAGAACAUCCACGUCGUCUUUGUCAGCUCCGUCGGCACGGCGGACCAGUGGAAGGGGCCCGGGCCGUUCCCGGAGCGCCGCGUCGACGACCUGACUCUCCCCUCGGGAGGCUACGGGCGCUCCAAGCUGGUCAGCUCCCUGAUCUUGGAUGAAGCCAGGGAGCGCAGCGGCGUGUCGUCGGCUGUGGUUCGCGUGGGCCAAAUCGCCGGUCCGAGGGGGGAGAAGGGCGUCUGGAACAGGCAGGAGUGGCUUCCGUCCAUCGUGGCCAGCUCGCUAGUUCUCGGUGCGCUGCCCGCGAGCCUGGGCCCUAUGGACGAUGUCAACUGGACGCCCACUGAGGACAUGGCCAAGUUGAUCUUGGAAGUCGCUGCCAUUCUCCCCGCCCGCGAGGGCUGGAAGCAUGAGAACACGGCAUACUUCCACGGCGUCAACCCGCGAAGCAGCAAGUGGAGCGAGCUGGCACCGCACGUCCGUGACUUUUAUGCUGGUCGGAUCAAAGAAAUCGUGCCCAUAGAGAAGUGGGUUGAGCUGCUGGAGCAGAGCGCCAGCGACACCAAAAACAUUGAAAAGAACCCGGCAGUCAAGCUGUUGGAUUUCUACCAAGGCCUACUCCAAAGCCAUCGUCUCAACUUUGACAUGAAGCGCACUUGCGAGCUCAGCCCGACCAUGGCUAAUCUGGAGCCCGUGACCCCAGAAUUGAUGAAGAACUGGUGCAGGCAGUGGGAAUUUUAA